Messenger RNA from Phytophthora nicotianae INRA-310, 1032 nucleotides. RefSeq lists its product as hypothetical. The coding region runs from base 1 to 1032 and encodes 343 amino acids. The transcript is spliced from 2 exons. Gene Ontology annotation, molecular function: serine-type carboxypeptidase activity. The record is from RefSeq and is a predicted model, not a curated record. Gene Ontology annotation, biological process: proteolysis. Lineage: Eukaryota; Oomycota; Peronosporomycetes; Peronosporales; Peronosporaceae.
AUGCUUUGGCUGGAUCAGCCUACAAGCGUCGGGUUCUCGUACAGUUCUGGUGGAGACCACGACUACAACGAGAAGGACGUGGGCGAAAACUUGUAUUGGUUUCUGCAGGGUUUUAUUGAGAUGCAUCCGGAGUUUGAUGGACGAGAGUUCUUCUUAACUGGCGAGAGCUAUGGUGGACAUUAUGUCCCUGGAGCGGCACACUACAUAUGGGAACAAAACAAGAAGAACGAGGUCACUGGCGUAAAGAGCAUCAAUCUACAAGGAAUCGCGGUUGGGAACGGAUGGACGGACCCAGUUGUGCAGUACCAACACGCUCCUGAUAUUCUCGACAACUCGUAUAACAUCACGCUGCUCGACGAAGCGGUGGCUGAACAACUCAAGGUCAACGCUGCCAAAUGUGCUCAACUGACGCGCGAGUGUCAGCAAUCUCCCAAUAACUCAUCAUGUGUCGAGCAAGACGCGUUCUGCUUCGAGAACGGCUUCCUUGCACUCUCCGCCAACCAAACUGGUCGCAACCCCUACGAUGUGAGGGAACACUGCGAUUGGGUGGACUUUGGCUUUUGCCAUGGUAUUCCGCUUAUCGAGGAGUUCCUCGCUCAAGAUGCAGUGCACAAAUAUUUGAACGUUGACCGCGACUGGGUCGGGGGUAGUGCCGAAGUAGCCGAAAACUUUGUCAUCGAUACCUUGCAGUCGUUCGACAGUUACGUUGCGGAUCUAUUGAACAACGACGUUCGAGUGCUUCUGUAUAUCGGUGAUGCUGAUGCAAUGUGCAACUGGUGGGGUAAUAAAGCUUGGAUCGACGCUCUCGAGUGGAAGGGCAGCGAGGGCUUCAAUGCAGCGGAGGAGAAGUCGCUGCUGACUCAAGACUUGCUUAACCCUAAUGCUGCUCCGACGGAUACUGGUACGGCGAGAUCUUUCGAGAACCUUGCUUUGGUGCGCGUUUUCAACUCGGGCCACAUGGUGCCGACGCAUCAACCUGCUGCGUCCUUAGAUCUCAUCAACAAAUUCUUCAAGAAUGAAGCGCUAGCGUAA